AUGACAUCCUCUUUACCAGGCAGUCGCGAUCUGCCAUCGUCCCAGUUCGACUUGGGCACUUAUUGGGGACGUGUGCGUCACUCGGCCAAUCUUACAGACCCAAGGAAUCGUCUCGGCAGAGGCGCACAAGUUGAACAAGAGAACAAGAAGGCUGACAGUCGGUGUUGCAGCACGCUAUUCGUAUCUUCUGCUGGCCUUGAAAAUGCGAAACAACUUGUCACCGCGUACAAGACGGGGAAGAUUCCGGAAAUGACACCGGAUCUAUGGAGGGCAAAGAAGAUUAUCGAUUCCACGAUACAUCCAGAUACGGGAGAAUCGGUUUUCCUCCCAUUUCGCAUGUCAAGCUAUGUCUUAACCAACCUGGUUGUGACGGCGGGUAUGCUCAAGCCUGGUCUUGGGACAGCGGGAACACUGGGCUGGCAGAUAACGAAUCAGUCGGUCAAUGUCGGAGUCAACUUUUCGAAUGCGAACAAAUCCACCCCACUCUCCACGUCGACGAUUGUCAAGUCCUACCUCCUUGCAGUCAGCGCAUCCUGCGGUGUAGCGCUGGGUCUCAAUGCGACAGUACCUCGCCUCAAGAGCCUGUCUCCUAGGGCGAGAAUGAUUGCUGGUCGGCUGGUACCAUUUGCAGCAGUCGCUUCGGCCGGUGUGCUGAACGUCUUCCUCAUGCGCGGCGAGGAGAUUCGACAUGGCAUUGAUGUAUACCCAGCUCUUACGGAGAGUGAGAAGCUCAGAGUGGAUAGUGGAGAGCUCGAGGUUAAGCCACUUGGCAAAAGUAAAAAGGCUGCCAUACUUGCUGUGGGAGAGACAGCGAUUAGUCGUGUGCUGAACGCUACGCCUAUCAUGGUUCUGCCACCUUUGAUCUUGGUCAAACUGCAAGAAACGAAUUGGCUAAAGAACAGGCCACGAAUGGUCACGCCAAUCAACUUGGGUCUCAUUUUCGCGACAUCCGUGUUCGCUCUCCCUCUCGCACUGGCUGCGUUCCCGCAAAGACAAGCUGUCAACGCCAAGACAUUGGAGCCAGAAUUUCAUGAGCGUGGUGGGAGGGACGGCUUGGUCGAAUUUAACCGUGGGAUAUGA
Molecule: messenger RNA, 1080 nt
Organism: Plenodomus lingam JN3
Lineage: Eukaryota; Fungi; Ascomycota; Dothideomycetes; Pleosporales; Leptosphaeriaceae
Source: RefSeq, a predicted model, not a curated record